Molecule: messenger RNA, 2576 nt
Organism: Jaculus jaculus (lesser Egyptian jerboa)
Lineage: Eukaryota; Metazoa; Chordata; Mammalia; Rodentia; Dipodidae
Gene: Lypla1
Product: lysophospholipase 1
Exons: 9
Coding region: 110-802 (230 amino acids)
Biological process (GO): protein depalmitoylation
Cellular component (GO): cytoplasm
Molecular function (GO): palmitoyl-(protein) hydrolase activity; carboxylic ester hydrolase activity
Source: RefSeq, a predicted model, not a curated record
CCGGUGGGGCGUGCCGGGACUCGGGCUGCUCGCGUCUCUAGCACGCCCUUGGGCAGCCGGGCGCCCGCUGUCCCUUCCGCUUCCGACGCACUGUCCGCCGAGCCGGUGGAUGUGCGGCAAUAACAUGUCUGCUCCGCUGCCUGUCGUCGUGCCCGCCGCCCGCAAGGCCACCGCUGCGGUUAUUUUCCUUCAUGGAUUGGGAGAUACUGGGCACGGAUGGGCAGAAGCAUUUGCAGGUAUCAGAAGCUCGCAUAUCAAAUAUAUCUGCCCGCACGCGCCAGUUAUGCCUGUUACCUUAAAUAUGAACAUGGCUAUGCCUUCAUGGUUUGAUAUUAUUGGGCUUUCACCAGAUUCUCAGGAGGAUGAAUCUGGAAUUAAACAGGCAGCAGAAACUGUAAAAGCCUUGAUAGAUCAAGAAGUGAAGAAUGGCAUUCCUUCUAACAGAAUUAUUUUGGGAGGAUUUUCUCAGGGAGGAGCAUUAUCUCUGUACACUGCUCUCACAACACAACAGAAACUGGCAGGCAUCACUGCACUCAGUUGUUGGCUUCCACUUCGAUCUUCCUUUGCACAGGGUCCUAUCAGUGGCAUCAACAAAGAAAUAUCUAUUCUUCAGUGUCAUGGAGACAGUGACCCUUUAGUUCCCCUAAUGUUUGGUUCUCUGACUGUUGAAAAACUAAAAACAUUGGUAAACCCAGAUAAUAUAACCUUCAAAAUCUAUGAAGGCAUGAUGCACAGUUCGUGUCAACAGGAAAUGAUGGAUGUCAAGCAUUUCAUUGAUAAACUCCUACCUCCAAUUGAUUGACGUCACUAAGAGGCCUUGUGUAGAUUACACCAGCAUCAUUGUACUAGCCUAGAAUAUACACCUUUUCCCAUUUCUGAUCUUUAAACUCCCUAAUGUUUGCAGUGUUAAAAUGUUUUGCAAUUACAUGCCAAUGAUACAGACUAGAUGAUAUCCCCUCAUGGGAAACUUAUGAUCUUUAAGUUUCUAUACAUUUAUUUGUAUAUCCAGAACAUACUAGUAUUAAAGUAGGUGAAGCAGCUAGCUUCCUUUUCCCAAUGUAAUUCAGCAGAAUACUGUAAUCAGAGUUCAUCAUUUGAAAAUUACUAGUAUGCUUAAAGAACAUCUAUUCAGACCGUAAGUGGUUCAGAUAUAAAUGACUUGUUCAUGCUGUGGCCUAGACUAUGAGUUAGACCACAGUUGCUUAGUCACUAUGCAGUAUCUGUAUUUUUGUAUAUGCAUUCAUAUGUAUGUAAGGAUUGUAAUACAUAAGAGUUAGAUGCCAUGACAUUAUUCUUUAUACUAGGUAUAAUGCUUUUCAAUGUCAAAAAAGAGUAAUAUUUUCUUCAAGUAAUAGUCCUUUUAUUGGCGGACUAGGCUUUCCUUUUCUCUGAUAUUUCUAUUUAAUACUCUUGUCAUUUAAAAAAAAAUGUUACUUUCUAGAUUUUCUAUAGCAGAUCAAAUACUGUUUCCCUACCAUAGAAAUCUGCCAGUAUAUACUAUAACUUGACACAAACACAAUGGUAUCUCAAUCACAAACAUAUGGUAUUUAAAAUCUAAGUACACUUUAAAAGAAACCAAACAUUACUUUAUGUAUUUCAAAUAACUGCACUUCAGUCCAAAUUCAGACCUCUAUAGUUAUUAGAAUCUCCAAGACAGGUAAUAAUAAUAAUUAAUUUUAUUUUCUAUAAACAACUGAAAGGUUAGAUCAUGUUCUGGUAUGUUUAGAAAUACUAUGAAUUUCUAAAAUGAUUAGGUCUACCUAUAUUGUAGUUUAAACUUAAGAUAUUUCAAGCCAACUUAUUGUAGAAGAAUAAUCUAUUAGAAAUUUUUGCUUUAUUUUUUUCUGUUAGGAAAAUUAAUUUAAAAUUUUCACUUUAGACAAAUGAUUUUUUUUAAGAUAAGUUGUCUUGUGCAGAUAUAAAAUAGCAAUUAAUUGAUUUUUCAGUUGUCAGUGUCCAGAUUACUGCUAGAAGUAUUUAAAACAAACUUAUGGGUAAUAAAGAUUAAUCAUAACCGGGUGUUGUGAUGCACGCCUUUAAUCACGGCACUCAGAAGGCAGAGGUAGGAGGAUCGCUAUGAGUUCCCAACCAUCCUGAGAAUACAUAGCAAAUUCUGGGCUAGCCUAAGCUGGAGCGAGACCCUGCCUCAAAACAAAACAAAACAAAAAAAGAUCAGAACCUUAAUAUAAUACUUAUUACACAAUUUAAUAUGUAGCAGAAAUGCACAGUUGAUAUUUUUGAACUGUGUUAAUUUUCCUGCUGUAUUUCAACUUACCAAAACAAUGUUAAGAAUGCAUCUUUAUAAAUGGGUGCUAACUGAUAAUGGAAAUUAUUUAAUAAUGGACUAGAUAGGAUAUUAAUAAUGAAGCCAUAUGUUUGUCUAAUUUUUAAAUUUUUAAACAAUCAUUUAAUAUAUCAUUUUGCUUUACCUUGAAGAACAUAAACGUAUUUCAAUUAUGCAAAUCAUUAAGUUCUUAUUUAUAGCAAGAAAUAUUCUGUUGACUUGUGCUACAAUGUGGGAAAAUGUAAAUGUUUUUCAUGGUUUCUGUCAAUGUGAAAUAAAAUUUAAUUCUGGC